Drosophila sulfurigaster albostrigata is the source of this 734-nucleotide messenger RNA. RefSeq names its product apidaecins type 73-like. Bases 40 to 519 code for a protein of 159 amino acids. The record is from RefSeq and is a predicted model, not a curated record. NCBI's taxonomy places the organism in Eukaryota, Metazoa, Arthropoda, Insecta, Diptera, Drosophilidae. The transcript has a single exon.
AGCAAUCAACAACAAUCUCGUUUUGGCAAGCUAAGAAGAAUGAAGUUCGCAAUCACUUUGCUUCUGCUUUCGAUCUGCGCUCUGGCCGUUGUCUCCGGCCAUGACAAGCCUCCAUAUCUACCACGUCCAACGUUCCGUCCGUACUCUCGAGCUGUGAGAGAAGCUGAUCCUGGACACGAUAAGCCACCAUAUCUUCCUCGUCCCACUUUCCGGCCUGUAUCCCGAGUAGUUCGUGAAGCGGAUCCUGGACACGAUAAGCCACCAUAUCUUCCUCGUCCUACAUUUAGACCCAUUGGCAGAGUAGUUCGCGAAGCUGAUCCUGGACAUGACAAGCCACCAUAUCUUCCUCGCCCCACCUUCAGGCCAGUUCGAGUAGUUCGUGAAGCUGAUCCUGGACACGAUAAGCCACCAUAUUUUCCUCGUCCUACCUUUAGGCCAGUUCGAGUAGUUCGUGAAGCUGAUCCUGGACACGAUAAGCCACCAUAUCUUCCUCGCCCCACUUUCAGGCCUGUUUUGUAAGGUGCUACCAGAACCUAUCUUAACAUUGAUAUACUACAUAAGUAUUUAAUGUUGGAUCUGGGCAAUUAUAAAUAUUACGAAUAUUUAAAUUUAAAAGGAAAUAAAGAACAUCAAUAUUUAAAAUCAAAAGUAAAGCUGCUAAAUCAAAAAUACGAAGGGAGUAAUGACCACAUCAAGGUUUACUGCGAAUAAAUAUCAGCUGCACUAAUUUCAAA